Messenger RNA from Triticum urartu, 2414 nucleotides. NCBI's taxonomy places the organism in Eukaryota, Viridiplantae, Streptophyta, Magnoliopsida, Poales, Poaceae. The record is from RefSeq and is a predicted model, not a curated record.
UGCCAAGAGCAACCUCCUUUGUCAUUUUGGAAGAGAUUAGACAUCUCAGAUAAGCCUUCGCCUAUUUCUGUCGUUCCAAACCUCAAAUGGCUCUGCAGAAGAGCACGAACCCCAUAUAGGGUUGUUGGUUAUGCUGCCUGUCGUAAUGCCACAGUAGGUCCUGACGUGGUUAGCCCUGCAGUUACAAAGGCUGAGAUGGGCACUUCUGGAAAUGCUUACGAGAAUGCCAAAGAACAACGAACUGCUGAACAAGAUGCCCCUCUGGAGCCAAGUAGGUUACAAGAAGCUGACGAUGUUGCUGAUAUGCACACGUGUUCUGAGGACAUUGAUCAAGACAUGCAUUGUCUGAUUGGUAGCAAAAGGCAGCGAACCGCUGAACAAAAUGCCCCUCUGCAGCCAAGUAGGUUGCAAGAAGCUGACGAUGUAGUCGAUAUGCACACGUGUUCUGUGGACAAUGAUCAAGACAUGCAUCAUCUGAUUGGUAUCCCUGUUGCUGCUGCUGAAUAUCCGAUGACGCAUCAAGUUUGUGAAGGUACAGUAAGUGUUAGCACCUGUGAACUUGACGAUCUGGUAAGUGCUAGCACUAGUGAUGAUUCAAUUUGUUCAGCGCAUUCUCAGGAUUCACCUGGGGUGUCAGAUGACUUUACCACUGAACAGCAAUGUGUCCAGUCAGAUGAGUUGACUAGUUCCGUGGCUAUGUCCGCACAACAGUUCCUUGUAGAUGGAAGCAUGACUGCAGAAGACAGCAGCAAUCAUGAAAACUUGGGUUCUUAUAAUGUCACUUCAGAGUGCAAAGACAAACAGCUCCAAGUUCAACAGGAGCAGGAGAAUAUUGAACUUUGUAAUAAUGCUGGCAGAAACUUGGCCGCGGCAGUACAGGUCAAUUCCGGCCAUUUUGGUGACAAGGCCGUCAAUCUCGAGAGCGCUAUUCCUACUGAGUCACAGCAUGAGUAUCCGAAGAGAGAUGCCAUCGUUUUGGAAGGCAUGCAAGCUGCUUUGACGACUGUGGUCUCUGGAGAAAAUAGAAAUUCAGUUAACACAGAGUUGGAUUCUCUUGGUAUUUUACUUGGAGCUUUAGCAGAAGAAUCCAUUCUAGCUGAUGUUCCUGGAAAAGAUGAGGUUGACGAUGCUUCCUUGACAUUGAUGACACUGGCUAGCAUUGACCAGUCUGCAGGUGAUGUUGCACACAAUGAAGUUAUAGAGACGUCUAGCUCUUCCGUUGGCGCAUCUAUUUCAUGCAAGGGACGGACUUUGCCCAAUUUGGCAUCUGAUGGAUCGCUUAGGAUUCAGAAUGCUGAAAUACAAAAUAAACAAGAAAAUGCUGAAGAAGUUGGUGCCUGGAACUGCCAGGGUUUGAAGAACAGCAGAGGAAUACUUGACAGUUCAGCAAACAGUUUAUCUGAUACAGGCAAAAGUUCAGGCACACCAAAAGCUUAUCAACCAGACAUAUUGUCUAGAAGCAUUGGAAGCUCAAAAAGAACAAGUAUCAUAUGCUAUGUCAGACGCAAGCGCAAGCAAAAAAGAAAGAGGGAAUCUGAGUUAAGUACCAGUAAUUCGCAAAGUUUUGGGAGCUUUGCCCGCGCUCCAUGCGAGAGGCUGAGGCCCAGGAGGAAACCUGCAGUAAUUGAAGAGCCGGCAGAGCAGAUUGAAACCGCAAAACCUUCCGCUGCCGCAACCAAGGGCAAGAGGUCCAAGGUGGUGGAGUUAUUUCAGUGCGAGAUCGAUUUCUGCGACAUGACAUUCGAGAGCAGAGCCGAGCUCCGCGCCCACGAGCGCAACAUCUGCACCGACGAGUCGUGCGGCAAGCGCUUCCAGUCGCACAAGUACCUGAAGCGCCACCAGUGUGUCCACCGCGACGAGAGGCCCUUCAAGUGCCCCUGGGACGGCUGCGGGAUGACCUUCAAGUGGCUGUGGGCGCAGACAGAACACAUAAGAGUCCACACGGGGGAGCGCCCGUACGAGUGCUCAGUCCCUGACUGCGGGCAGACGUUUAGAUACGUCUCGGACUACAGUCGGCACCGGAGGAAGUUUAAUCAUUACUGAUUGGACGUCGCAGCGGUGCUGGGGGGCAAAGGCUCCUCCUCCGGCUGGUGCUGCAUUGUGUGUUGAGGUACGUUGGUCCUUUGUUUGUUGUAGCAGGCUAGCAGCUCACGUAUUUAAUUAACCGCCCGAUGGCUGGUAGUCCUAGUGUUAAUUCCCUUCGUUAACAAUGUGCCAAGUGUAGUCUAGGAUGUAGAGAUAGAUUGGGGGGUAAAAGGCCAGAUGGCCCUUCAUUCUUUUUCUCCGUCAGUCCAGUCAUGUAUGUAAUCCCUUGAUAAAGUUUUAUCAAUUGCGAUGAUGCCGAAAUCUCCCUCAGUUGAGUCAUGUAUCUAAACUAAUCUAUGCUAAAGUUUAUCAAUGCAAUGAUGAUGACA